CGAUAACAUUCGACGAAGAUGAAAGAAAACAACAGUAGCAGUAACUAGUUUACAAUUGCUGGUUUCAGUGAGAGAGCAAAGAGCGUUUUCAUUUGGUAGUAGUAUAGUGCACUGUGAAUGAGCUGAGACGAAGCACGAUGAAGAUGAAAUUGAAUCUGUUUUCGUUUCUCUUUACAUUUACCAUUCUAUCCUCCCAUGUCCUCUCCAUUUCCGAUCUCAUCCUCACCAAGGUUGACCGUCGUAUUGAUCUGUCAACGCAAAUUGUCCGCACCACUACUACACUAAAGGUAGAGAAUGCAGGGUCUGAUAUUGUAUCUGAAAUCUUGCUGUCCUUUCCUGAAAACCAUGCAAUUCACUUGGCAUAUUUGUCGGCAACACUUAAUGAAGGAAGGGGAAAGGCGAAACCAUCUUCUGGUGUUAGUUUACCCUAUGAUGAAGUUGUCAGCCCUAAAGAUUUUCCCAAUUCCUUGAAAGUUUACUCUGUAACUUUACCUAAAGGCCUUGGGAAGGGAGAUAGUCUGACGUUGGAUGUCUUGGCAGUUUUCACCCACAUAUUGCAACCAUUUCCAGAGAAAAUUACUCAGGCUGAUAUUCAGCUUCUGCUUUUUCAAGAGAGUGCACACUAUCUUACUCCUUAUCCAGUAAAGGUUCAAUCACUCACCGUUAAAUUACCUGAUGCAAGAAUAGAGUCCUACUCAAAACUGGAAAAUACAAAACUUCAGGGAUCUGAAUUGAAAUAUGGUCCAUAUCAGAAUAUUCCUCCAUUUGCAUACUUGCCAAUGGUUAUCCACUUUGAGAAUAAUCAGCCUUUUGCCGUUGCUAAAGAGUUGGUGAGGGAGAUUGAGAUAUCCCAUUGGGGUAAUGUGCAGAUCACAGAGCAUUAUAAUCUCGUUCAUGGCGGUGCUGAGAGCAAAGGAGAAUUUUCUAGGCUUGACUAUCAGGCCAGGCCGUAUGUAAGAGGUGCAUCAGCCUUUAGGCGUCUUGUUGCCAAGCUGCCACCAAGAGCUCAUUCUGUGUACUACAGGGAUGAAAUCGGCAACAUUUCCACUUCUAAUUUGUGGGGUGACUCAAAAAAGACACAACUGGAGAUCGAACCGAGGUACCCAAUCUUUGGUGGCUGGAAAAUUGCCUUUACCAUUGGAUAUGGGUUGCCACUUCAGGACUUCUUAUUUGGAAUCGAUGGAAAGCGCUUCCUUAAUAUCUCUUUUGGUUCCCCCAUUAAUGAGUUGGUGAUUGACACUCUUAUUGUGAAGGUUGUUUUGCCAGAGGGUUCAAAAGAUAUUUCACCAUCUGUUCCAUUUCCUGUGAAACAAAGACAUGAGACAAAGUUUUCUCACUUGGAUAUUGCUGGUAGACCUGUUGUUGUGCUGGAGAAGAACAACGCUGUGCCUGAGCAUAAUGAGCAUUUUCAGGUCUAUUAUAAGUUCAACCGUCUUUCUAUGCUCAGGGAGCCAUUGAUGUUGAUUUUUGGGUUUUUCUUUCUAUUUGUUGCCUCCAUUGUCUACAUGCAUGCAGACUUGUCAAUCUCCAAGACUUCUGCAUCUUAUUUGGCAAAGAUCCAAUGGGAAGAGGUAAUCAACUUGGUGUCAUUUACAAAAUCUGUAUUUGCAAUUGAUUAUGGAGCUUAUACAGUACACUUUUGUUUCAUCAUUCAGGUUCAAGCAACUAUUCAUCAGGUCCAUACUAUCAUUAGCCGUUGCUUAACAACACAUGACAAGCUAGAAGCAUCAUUGCGUGAUCUUUCUAGGACAGGAGAUAUUCAAGCAUGUAAAGCAACCCGGAAAUCAGUUGAUAGCUCGUUGAAAGAGCUCACGAAAGAGUUGAAAUCGCCAGUGACAUUCUUGCAGUCUUCACCACAAGCCACACAAAUAUUACCCAAGGUGGAGGAAGUUAUUGCUAAGGAGAGAGAUUUGCAGGAGAGACUCAUGGCAAAACACUCUACUGUUGUUGACUGUUAUGAGAAGAAGUUAGGAGGAAGGGAAAUUGAGAAUAGGGUUGCUUCACAUCAGCAGAAAAUUACAGCUCUGAGACAAGAGAUUGACGAUCUUAUGGACUUGAUCGAUGAGAUAUGAUAGAUGACUAUGCUGCUUGAGACGAUAACAUGCUCCCAUUUUGACCUUGUUUUACUCGAUUUAGAUCAGAAUUUUUAGCGGCUGGAUGGUUUCUAAGAGGUUACUUGUGUUGUUCGGAUGAGAAUUUUGUGACUGUUUAUUGUGUACCAGUAACUAGUAAUGUUAUGAUAAUUUGAGCAUAAAUACACACUAGAACUAGUAAUGUUAUGAUAAUUUGGGCAUAAAUAUACACUAGAAUAAGGAUUACAAUCUUA
Messenger RNA from Trifolium pratense (red clover), 2326 nucleotides. RefSeq names its product dolichyl-diphosphooligosaccharide--protein glycosyltransferase subunit 1A. The transcript has 9 exons. The coding region runs from base 138 to 2072 and encodes 644 amino acids. Gene Ontology annotation, cellular component: oligosaccharyltransferase complex; membrane. Lineage: Eukaryota; Viridiplantae; Streptophyta; Magnoliopsida; Fabales; Fabaceae. The record is from RefSeq and is a predicted model, not a curated record.